UCAAAGUUGAUACUCUCCAUGUGCCUGGAUGGCGGCGUUAAGUGUCAAGUUAGGGAAAUGAAUAAUAGAUUUAUUUAAAUUGUUUAAGAUGAAAAAACGUUGAAUCCGGGGAAAGGACGAUUUGUUGUGUAGCAUAUUCAAAACUAUUUUCUUCGUUCUCAACUAAUUUGUUUUUAUUCCGAAAAAUUGUGCUAUUCCGCGUUAGCUAUAUCACCUUGCAUCGUUUUGGUUGCACUGUCUCUCCCCAAUGGCUUAGGGGACAUGUUUAAAACCAGGCUGCCGCUGAGUGCCUUGGUUACCUGGAGACGCGUAGCAGCAACAAACGGUGGUCUUUUUAAAUUCCUUUCCAACAUGAGUGAAGCAUCACAAAACGAACCGGCUGCCAAUCUCUUGAAACGAUCCAAAGAGGACAAUGAGGUUGUUCAAUCCACAAAAAGAGCAAAAUCCGAGGGAGAUAACACCGAUGAGGAAAGGCGAUACCCCAAAAAGAAAGUCAUCCUCCUUAUGGCAUACUGUGGCAAGGGGUACUAUGGAAUGCAGCGAAAUCCUGGGAACGCUCAGUUCCGGACAAUAGAGGAUGAUCUUGUCGCAGCUCUUAUCAAAUCAGGCUGCAUCCCUGAAAACCAUGGCGAUGAAAUGAAGAAGAUGUCUUUCCAAAGAUGUGCCAGGACUGAUAAGGGUGUGUCUGCGGCAGGCCAAGUGGUGUCUCUGAAGCUGUGGAUGAUUGAAGAUAUAGUUGAGAAAAUUAACGAGCACCUACCACCUCAAAUCAGAAUCCUUGGUGUGAAACGAGUGACCCAAGGCUUCAAUUCCAAAAACAACUGCGACGCUCGCACAUAUUCUUACCUGCUUCCAACAGUGGCCUUUUCUCAUAAAGACUACGACACAAGUGACACGGCAUCCUUCCGCCUCGAUCCGGAGACACUUCAGAAGGUCAACCAUCUGUUUGCGCGAUACAAAGGAACCCACAACUUCCACAACUUCACAUCCCAGAAGGCUCCGAAGGACCCCAGCGCCCGUCGCUACAUCACUGAGAUGUCCUGCGGCGAGCCUUUUAUCCUCAAUAAAAACGAAUUUGCUGUCAUCACGGUGCGAGGCCAGAGCUUUAUGAUGCACCAAAUCCGGAAGAUGAUUGGCCUUGUCAUCGCAGUCAUUAAGGGAUACGCGCAGGAGAAAGUCAUGGACCGCAGUUGGGAACAAGACAAAGUGGACGUGCCCAAAGCCCCAGGACUUGGCUUGGUCUUGGAGAGGGUCCACUUUGACAGGUAUAACAAACGCUUCGGAGGCGACGGGCUCCAUGAGUGCCUCGAAUGGGACGGUGAAGAGGAAGCCAUCAAAGCCUUCAAAGAGGCUCAUAUUUAUCCAACCAUUGUGGAGACGGAGUGUCAGGAGGGCUCCAUGCGCAGCUGGAUGGCCACACUGCCCAUACAUGACUUCCACGGCACAGCGACUGGAAUGCAGAACAAUAAAGAGCAGAAAGAGGAAGAUGCAGAUAUUGCAAAUGACUCUGAUUAAGAAGACUCCUGCAUACUUUUAUUUUAUAAAAAAAAAAUUGAGGUUCCUCAUCUUGUAUUUCAGUUUGCUUAUUUUUAGUUCAGUUUUCUUAUUGAGGUGUUCUUAUUUCUAUCACACAGGUUACAUAGUUACUCUACACAAAUAGAAAAAUAAAAGCCCUUUUCAUUACUCCAA
Molecule: messenger RNA, 1689 nt
Organism: Syngnathus acus (greater pipefish)
Lineage: Eukaryota; Metazoa; Chordata; Actinopteri; Syngnathiformes; Syngnathidae
Gene: pus1
Product: pseudouridine synthase 1
Exons: 6
Coding region: 262-1515 (417 amino acids)
Biological process (GO): tRNA pseudouridine synthesis; mRNA pseudouridine synthesis
Cellular component (GO): nucleus
Molecular function (GO): pseudouridine synthase activity; RNA binding
Source: RefSeq, a predicted model, not a curated record